AUGACAGAAGUUUCUCCUGUCAAUGAAGACCCAAAUGAUGAUGUUUUUGUAAAUAUGAAAUUUAAUGAGUUGAGUGAAGAAGAGAAAGAAAAUCCUGAUAUGGAUAGUGGUAUUAUAGCUAAAUCAAAUGAGCUGUUGGAUGGAUUAAAGAAGUUAUAUGCUGACAGUGAUGAUAGUGAACAAAUUCGUUCGAUGACAAUUGCUCCAAAAGAAUGGGGUCGACAGAAAAUUGAAAAAUGGUCUAACUCAAAGCCAAAUCAGAAUCGACGAACGCUUGUUCUUCGAAAAAACAAUGGAAUAUUAGCCUAUACACAAUGCCUACGAGGGAAUAUUCCUUUAUCUGAUUCAACAAUUGAUGCUGUGGUCGAUUUCUAUCGCGAAGAUGGUACUAGUCGGACCUCAUUCAAUUUCAAAGACACAAUUAAAAUCAACGGACAAUCAGUGGUACUUCGGUUUUUAGAAAUGACUGCCUUGGAUGCUUAUCAGAUCUUCAAUGAACGACAUCCGAGAACUGUUGCAAGAUCAACUUUUAACGCUCUUCGACCACGUAAAGUAAAAACUAUAACACCACAUGAAACGUGUCUGUGUAUUAUACAUGGGAAGAUGGAUCUAUUAUUGAUGGGAUGGAACAACUACUACCGAAAGUGUGUUAAUGUAGGAUCUUUAUCAACUAAUGGCAAGUUCAAUAUGAAGGAUCUAAUCACUCAAAUGGUUUGCACUGCCUCAAAUGAAAAGUGCUUCGAUGAUGAAUGUGAUGAAUGUUCAACGGAAAGCAUUACAGAUAUUCUCACAGAUAACAACAUAAUGGAUUUGGAUGGCGAAUAUUCAUGGAGUCUGGGAAAAAGUCAAUAA
This is a messenger RNA of Adineta ricciae, 852 nucleotides long. The record is from the annotation of a GenBank genome assembly. NCBI's taxonomy places the organism in Eukaryota, Metazoa, Rotifera, Eurotatoria, Adinetida, Adinetidae.